AUGGCUGGCGACUGUGGCUGCUCUGGUGCCUCUUCUUGCAACUGCGGCUCUAGCUGCUCUUGCUCUGGCUGCGGCAAAUAA
Molecule: messenger RNA, 81 nt
Organism: Fusarium pseudograminearum CS3096
Lineage: Eukaryota; Fungi; Ascomycota; Sordariomycetes; Hypocreales; Nectriaceae
Exons: 2
Coding region: 1-81 (26 amino acids)
Source: RefSeq, a predicted model, not a curated record